Messenger RNA from Talaromyces stipitatus ATCC 10500, 1010 nucleotides. Its product is annotated as 60S ribosomal protein L28. The record is from RefSeq and is a predicted model, not a curated record. The transcript has 4 exons. Gene Ontology annotation, biological process: translation. Lineage: Eukaryota; Fungi; Ascomycota; Eurotiomycetes; Eurotiales; Trichocomaceae. Gene Ontology annotation, cellular component: ribosome; cytosolic large ribosomal subunit. Gene Ontology annotation, molecular function: structural constituent of ribosome. Bases 71 to 445 code for a protein of 124 amino acids.
GGAGGUAUCGAGAUAUUUACACAAUCUUUGAUCGAUUAUUCCCCCAAGAAAAAUCCCAGACUGUACAAAAAUGGCUGCUGAAAGGUCAAACGUCUCCGCCGACCUCGUCUGGCAAAUCACCCGCAACCAGAAUGCCUUCCUCGUGCAGCGCAACAAUGCUGGAGGUGUGCGAUUCUCCCGCGAUCCUUUGAACCCCGUCAACAUUCACUCCCGCAAGUAUGCUGGAUACGCCAACGACAAGGCCCUCGGCUUGCAGUCCUCUGAGAACGGUGGUGUCGUUCUCAUUGCUAAGAACGCUAGCAACACCCAGAACCCUGCUAAGAACAUCCGCACUCUCACAUACGGACCCAACACCUCCAGCCGCAAGUACGUGCCUCUAGUGCUUUCUGAACUCGAGGACAUUCAGUUUUCUUUCAGCUACAUUUGCUUACCAGGCUUCACGUGAACAGGAUCUACAAGAGCGUCGCCAGCAACACCGCCAAGAAUGGAUACCGUGCGGACUUGAGGGAAGUCGCUGUCGCUCGUGUCAGCGCUAUCCGUCGUUCUCAACAACCCAAGAAGGAUGCUCCUGCCCCCAAGCUCCGUGGUACCAAGGCUAAGCAGGCCGCUGCUCAGGAGUAAGCGGAUUUCCUUCGAUGCAUCAUAUGAAAAGGCGAAGAGAGGGGGAGAUGGUGAAACUGGAUAUUUUUAUGGCGCCAGGUUUUUCCAUGGACUUUUGAGUCACGUGUGUGUAUUGUUUGAUAUAAUAAAAGAAAUAAGACACCUUGACCAAGUCAGUGAUGGCAGAUACCACUCAAUUAUUCUCUCAGAGGUGUCAAUUCUACCCGAUAUCGUCAAAAGCGAGGUUAGAUCGAGCGCAAUUGACAGGAAAUACCGGCAGUCUCUCGUUUUAUGUGUCUAGGAGACUAUUCCAUUUCUCCGCUGCGAUUCUGUUUGGGUAGUCAACAGGAAUGCAAACGCCAAUAAGAUCAGAUUGUGUCUCUCGAAUGUGGACUUGUCUAAGAUCGACU